This is a messenger RNA of Cotesia congregata, 1377 nucleotides long. NCBI's taxonomy places the organism in Eukaryota, Metazoa, Arthropoda, Insecta, Hymenoptera, Braconidae. The record is from the annotation of a GenBank genome assembly.
AUGGUAGUUGUAUUAUACUCAAACGUGGAAAAUUACUCUCGCGAGCACGAAGAGGCAUCACGUAACAUCCAACAGUACCUCUCGAAUCCAAUAAACGCUUACCUGCUCGUAAAGCGAUUGACGACGGAUUGGAAGCGCGUAGAGGAGCUGAUAACAGAGGACGUGGGGAAGGCAUUUGUAGCAAACAUCACGAUCUCCCGUAGUGACCUGAAAUUUCCGACGGACGAGGAUCUAAACGGCGCUGCGGUGGCCCUCAUGAGACUGCAGGACACGUACAAGCUCGACACAUCCCAGGUCGCCAGGGGUGUCCUCAACGGUGUCCAGUACAGCACCGGCUUAAGUGCCGGCGACUGCUUCGAGCUUGGACGCCAGUCAUACAAUAAUGGCGACUAUUAUCACACUGUGUUGUGGAUGCAGGAGGCCAUGAACCGGCUUCAGGAUGAACAAAAUAGAACUACGUCAAACAAGCCAGAUAUACUUGAGUAUCUCGCGUUCUCUACUUAUAUGCAAGGUAACGUUGCGCGUGCCUUGAGUAUGACAAAUGAGCUUCUUGAACUUCAAUUCACAGUCGUUGAAAAGAAAGUAAAACCAAUAGAGGAAAUGACAGAACGUGAGCGUUACGAAAUGCUUUGUCGCGGCGAAGUUCCAAUGUCACCUCAACUCCAAAAAGACUUAAGAUGUCGUUAUAUCGAUCGUGGAAUUCCAUUUCUAAAAAUCGCGCCGUUCAAGGAGGAAGAAGCUUAUCUCGAUCCACGUAUUGUUAUAUAUCACGAUGUAAUAAGCGACGCUGAAAUUGACACGAUAAAAAGAUUAGCGCAGCCUAGGUUUAAACGUGCUACUGUGCAAAAUUACAAGACUGGUGAACUGGAAAUAGCCAACUACCGAAUCAGCAAGAGUGCAUGGCUCCAAGAGUACGAGCACAAACACGUACAGGCUGUGAGCCAGAGAGUAGAACAUAUGACCAGUAUGACUGUCGAGACUGCGGAGGAGUUGCAGGUGGUCAAUUACGGUAUUGGAGGGCAUUACGAGCCGCACUUUGACUUUGCAAGGAGAGAGGAAACUAAUGCAUUUAAGAGUCUUGGAACUGGUAAUCGCAUCGCUACUGUUUUAUACUACAUGAGCGAUGUUGAACAAGGAGGUGGUACAGUAUUCACCGCAAUAAAUAUAUCUUUGUGGCCAAAAAAAGGCAGCGCUGCAUUUUGGUAUAAUUUAAAACCUAAUGGAGAAGGAGAUUACAAAACGCGACAUGCUGCUUGUCCAGUUUUAACAGGCUCUAAAUGGGUUGCGAACAAAUGGCUGCACGAGAGAGGCCAAGAAUUCCUGAGGCCUUGUACGUUAGAAAACCAGCCGCCAGACGACGAUGUAGGAAGAUAUUAA